Messenger RNA from Candoia aspera, 1858 nucleotides. RefSeq names its product coiled-coil domain containing 9B (gene CCDC9B). The transcript is spliced from 12 exons. The record is from RefSeq and is a predicted model, not a curated record. The coding region runs from base 1 to 1773 and encodes 590 amino acids. NCBI's taxonomy places the organism in Eukaryota, Metazoa, Chordata, Lepidosauria, Squamata, Candoiidae.
AUGUCCAAAAUGCACCAUUCUGAUGCUGCUGUGGAUGAUGCAAUGUUGCAGAAAAAAGAAGAGAAAGAUGUUGAGUUGGAUAAAAAAAUUCUAGCUUUGCGGAAGAAGAAUGAAGCUCUUAUGAAAAGAUAUCAAGAAAUAGAAGAGGACAAGAAGCGAGCAGAACAGGAAGGAAUGGCUGUCACUGCAAGGAAAGCUAGGCCAGACGGCCUUACCAUCACCAUCACCAAACCACAUCAUGAAAAGAGGGUUGUGAAUGAGAAGUGGGGAAGUAGUUGCUCUUCGGCCUUGAGCUUUGGGGUUGGCAGUGAGGAAGAGGAGGAGGAAAGUGAUCACGUGUUCACAUUCAGGAUGGGGAAGCGGGUUCAGCUGGCAGUUACCAUGGACAAUAAAGGCAAGGGAAAGCGGGUUGUCCGUGAAAAAUGGGGAUCAGAGGAUCCUGUGAACCCAGGAGAGGCCCCAGACAUCAGUGAAGAAGAGAGAGAUGAGCGGCUUGCUUUCUGCAGAGGAAGAAGAAUGCAGAUCGCUAUUACAAUGGAAAACAAAGGCAGGACAGAUGAAAGGAGAACAGUAGGGAGGAAAUGGUCCAGUGAAGACAACCAUCCCAAGACUGCACACCCCAGAAAGGAGAGAGAGAUUUCUCCCCAGAAGAGCCCAGGAGAGAAAAAUUGCACCCUGACUGGGAGAGAGCGGUCAGAGUAUAUGCAAUGGAAGAAAGAACGGGAUCAGAUUGAUCUGGAGAGGCUCACCCGCCACAAGAAUGCAAGGGGUGAAUGGCGACGGGCUUGGGAUGUGGAAAAAACGGAGUGCAUGUUUGAGGAUAUGAAGGAUGGAAAACCAGUCUUGGACUGUUCCCAGAAUAAGAAAGGGGGAAGAAGUGCCCGGAAGUCCCAGCUACGAGCUCUACCUUCUGACGGGAAAGGUGGAGGACAACACAGGAAGAGCAGCAGUGAGUCAGUUUCCAGAACAUUGCCAGUGGUGAGCAGUAAAGCCAAAGGGAAAGACAGGUUGACAGGCAGAGCCAGAAGAUGGGAUGUUAAGGAAGGCGAUGAAAUGUCCUUUUUAAAAGAUGAACUUGAUAAUCAGCGAUCAAUUAAAGUGGAAGAAGAAAAGAAUCAAAUUCUGGUCGGUGAAGCAGAGAAGGAGCAUCAUUGCCUAACCAAGUUAGAUAAUUAUAUAAAGCUAAAAGAAUCUAGCAUUUCCAUGCCACAGGCCAAAAGAGGCGAAAUGGACCCAUCUUCAAGGGAAGCCCAAGGCCCAAAUGAAAAAACCAGAAGGAGCCUUAUCCAGGAUGUCAAUAGAGAUGAGACUGAGGUAAAUCUCAAACUCCAUAUGGCAAUGUCCAGGCCUGAUUUGUCUCCCAAGUCUAACUAUAAGAAUAGCUGCCAGGAAAUAUCCAGAAUGAAGGCUUCUAGGGAUGUGAUUCAAGGAAUCCUUGAAAACUGCUUAGAUAAAAACACAUAUUCUGAAAGGCACCCUGAGGAGGAUUGUGCCGACAACGUUAAGCUCCCAAGUGUGAUGGAAAUGGGUAGUGGAAUCCAGGAAUUGCCAAUAAUGAGACAAACAGGAGAAAUCCAAAUUGGAAGCCUCAAGAAACAGGUAGCUCUUGGGAGAGACAGGAAUGGCACAGCCUGCCUUGCACAUGGGGAGGAAUCCAAGACUUCAGUUGGAGAAAGUCAAGUGAUAAGGAAUGAAUAUGCACCAGAAGGAACAAAAAUGUGCAGCAUGAAGCAAGACCACCCUGAGUCAUGCAAUAAGGAAGCACAUAAUUAAUCUAAGAAUGAAUUGGGCUCCCAACAGGAUGAAGGUUAGUGAAUCCUCACUGUAUGGCAUUUUGUUCAUCUAUGUAGACUUAUAG